This is a messenger RNA of Sapajus apella (tufted capuchin), 1687 nucleotides long. Its product is annotated as translation initiation factor IF-2-like. Lineage: Eukaryota; Metazoa; Chordata; Mammalia; Primates; Cebidae. The transcript is spliced from 2 exons. The record is from RefSeq and is a predicted model, not a curated record. Bases 1 to 801 code for a protein of 266 amino acids.
AUGGCUCUCCCAGAGGGGGAAGGUGACCUGCAUCAGGUGGUUAUCUUCGAAUCCACGGAAUACGAUACCCACGCCGGUUCCCAGACACUGAAAAGCCAAGCAUCUCUGGAGGCCACCUGCUCGGGUGAGCCGAGUCUAAACGCUGAAGUUCCACACCUCCCCGGGUCCGGGUCUCCCCAAGCCAAAGCAAUCGGCGCGCACGCCAAGGAUCCAGGUGGAGAGAGGGCGAGGGGAGGGGGCGGCAAGCCGCAGCUUGGAACCGGCCUGCGGCGGAGGCGAGCGGAAAAGACCCAAGACCGGCAUUCCCAAACACAAAAUGGUGGCGCCGAGGCGGAGGCAGGCGCACCUGGGGGCGCCACACGCCCCGGCGGGCCCUCGCAGAUCGCCGCCAGCUGGACGCGCGCCCUGGGCCCUAGCGGCCCGCACUGGUCUGCGCCAGGCCCAGCCCGCACGGGCCGCCCACAGCCGGCGGACCGCGUCGCAGCUCGGUGUCCGCGGGGCCAGUGCCGGCGGGGACGCAGGGCCCGGCGCGGCCGCCUCGGCCUCACCCCGCGGUCCGCGCCCGGGAUGGGGAGCGCACUCACCUCAGACGCGCCCCGGGUGCCGCUGGAAGAGCCCGGGAAAGGAGGCGGAGCCGCGCGAAUGAAUGGAGCCGGCGGCUGCUCGCUAGCCACCUCCGGCCAGCCCCGGGCCGCACCGCUCGCAGCUGCCAAGGCGGGUGCGGCCACCUCCCGCUCUCCCCGAACGCCCGGCUCCUCGUCGCGGGUCGGCCGCGGCCCACCGUGCCCUCCGCCGACGUGACGCACUAGCGCCGCAGCGCCUCCAGCCUUCGCUUCCGCGCAGCGCCCGCGCCCACCGCGAAUCCCCCCGCCCGCCUGUGCUGCGCGGCCCCUCCUCGGCGCCGGGGACGCCGCCCUGCCUCCCUCCAGCCCCGGCUGUCAGACGCCGGCCCUGCAGGUGCGGGCUACGCCAGCCCUGGGGCGCCACACGGCCCCUCGCCUCGCCACCCGCGCCCCCUCUCUCUCCGCCCCGGCCGCCGUCACCCGGCAGCGCCCAGCUUAGGGCGAUGGUCUGGUAUUAAAGAGUGACCUUGGCUUAGAUAUAAAAAUAGAUGCGGUUAAGCCGCGGGGGCUACGACGCUGAAUUUGUGUGUUCCUUUAAUGCCGACCUUCGCAGGAUCCCGUUCGCACAGCCUGGCGGAGUUCUCCAGCCUGGGGCAGGCACUCCUGAAAUUUACCCAUGGUGGGCGCGGCCAUCCUGGCCUCCGGACAGGGGUGCAGACGGCGCGGGCGAGGACCACGGGCCUCAGCCCUGCCACCUCCAUCCUAAACCUACUGCCACUUAGGAACAUGCCAGGAAGACUCGUGGGCUUCUUUCACAGUCUGGAGAAGCCCUAGAGCCCCGACUUUCAUCUUGAGAAGUCAGGGAGAGACCAAAUUCCUGCGUUGACCUUUUCUCUUUCACUGUCUAACCGGCACCGACUAACUCUGACCUAGAAAGACAACAGGGUUCCAUCGGGCUUUCCUCUCCUCCCUUUCCAAGCUCAAUUCAACCGUCUUGUGGCCUCUGGCGCCUUUGCUAAUAGCACACUCCUACUGUAAAAAUUAGCCCUCCAGUAUUUAAAACAUGAUAAAUUGUCUUUAAAGUAUGCAUAUUGUAGCCUAAAUAUACUUAAUAAAUGUAUUGA